AUGGCUACCGCCGCUGUCAGAGUCCUGCAAGCUGCAGCAACAGGGCCUUGCCACGUGUCGCUUCAGAGAAAUACGAUCAAACUAGCGAAGCAGGGUAAGUCAAACAGCUGCGGAUUCAGAAGAUCCAGCAGGUUUGCCUCUCUCUUCGCCUUCCAAAAAGACACAAUUUCCCGUGAGAGACGGUUCACCGCAUUCGCCACGUCGUCCGGCUCGACAUCCACGUCAGAAGCCGAGCAGAAGCAACAACAAGAAUCCACGUCAGACGCCAAGAAACCCGCAUUCGAGGACGUGCCGGAAGUAAUCGACGAAGACGUCGGCGAGGUCGAGAAGAUUCUGGGAAGCCGCGUGGCGGAGGACGGCGUGACGCAGUAUUUGAUCGAGUGGAAGGACGACCACCCGGACAGCUGGGAGCCGCGCGAGAACGUCGCGGCGGACCUGGUGGCGGCGUUCGAGGAGCCGUGGUGGACUGCGGUGCGGCGCGGCGACGACGCGAAGAUCGAGGAGCUUCUGGCGGAGGGGCGCGACGUGAACGCCGUUGAUGGGAAUGGGCGGUCCGGGCUGCUGUUCGCGGCGGGGCUUGGGAAUGAGAAGGUGAGUGCGGUGAUGAGACGGGAUGAGUGUGGGGAUGAAAUGCUGGUUCGCAAACUGCUGGAGGAGGGAGCUGACGUGGCGUGGCAGGACAAGGAGGGCUACAGUGCGCUGCACAUCGCUUCGGGCUACGUGCAUUCCACAAUAGUGCGCGCGCUGCUGGACCACGGGGCGGACCCCGAGCAGGAGGACAAGCAGCAGCGCUCGCCCCUCAUUCUCGCGGAGCAGCUGCUCAAGGCCACUCCCGCUAAUAACCCCGGCGCGUUCGCGCGGCGGCUGGCGCUUGACAACGUGGUGAAGAUGCUGGAUGAGGCGGUGUUUGAGGAAUCCGAGGUGGAUCAGAUCUUAGAUAAGCGCAUAGCAGAGGACAGCACGGUUGAAUACUUAGUUAAGUGGCAGGAUGACUCAGAGGACAGCUGGGAGCCGGUGGAGAACAUAGGGGAGGACUUAGUUAAGGAUUUUGAGGAGGGGCUGGAGUAUGGUGUAGCGGAGAAGAUUCUGGAGAAGCGGGUGGUGGGGGCGUCGCAGGGUGGUGGGGAGGGCGUGGUGGAGUACUUAGUUAAGUGGCAGGACUCGGAUGAGAACACGUGGGAGCCGGAGGGGAACGUGGCGGCUGAUGUGAUUGCUGAGUUUGAGGGGGUGAGUGUGGAGGAGGUGGAGGCACGACUGGGGAAAGAGGGAGAGAAGUAG
Molecule: messenger RNA, 1278 nt
Organism: Closterium sp. Naga37s-1
Lineage: Eukaryota; Viridiplantae; Streptophyta; Zygnematophyceae; Desmidiales; Closteriaceae
Source: the annotation of a GenBank genome assembly